This is a messenger RNA of Lodderomyces jiufengensis, 2250 nucleotides long. RefSeq names its product cysteine--tRNA ligase. Gene Ontology annotation, biological process: cysteinyl-tRNA aminoacylation. Bases 1 to 2250 code for a protein of 749 amino acids. NCBI's taxonomy places the organism in Eukaryota, Fungi, Ascomycota, Pichiomycetes, Serinales, Debaryomycetaceae. The transcript has a single exon. Gene Ontology annotation, cellular component: cytoplasm. The record is from RefSeq and is a predicted model, not a curated record. Gene Ontology annotation, molecular function: ATP binding; cysteine-tRNA ligase activity.
AUGUCACAACAAAUACCAAUAAAAGCACCAGUUAAACAACCAGAAUGGCAUCGACCAAAAGAUCUAUCACCGCCAACAAAAUUAAAAAUAUAUAAUUCAUUGACUCGUACUAAAAACGAAUUUAUACCAAUUAAACCGGGUCACAUUACUUGGUAUAGUUGUGGACCCACAGUAUAUGACCACUCACAUAUGGGUCAUGCAAGAAACUACGUUUCUACAGAUAUUUCAAGAAGAAUAUUACAAGAUUAUUUUGGUUAUAAUGUUAAAUUUAUACAAAACGUUACUGAUAUUGAUGAUAAAAUUAUUAUAGCAGCACGUCAACAAUAUUUAUUUGAUGAACAUAUCACCAAAAGGUAUAAAGAAAUCAAUGAUGAAUUAAAAGAAAAAUCCAAUACAUUUUUAAAAUUUUAUGUCUCCAAAAAUAUACCUGAAUUUAGUGGUGAAAUAGAUGAAUUUAUCAAUUGGUCUAAAACCGUUAAUGUAGAAGAAAUUAAAAUUGCAAAACCAAAAUUUCCAAUGUAUUUAAAUGCAGCUACAAAAGCAUACGAGGCAAUCACCAACGAAAAUAUUUCAUUUGAUCACUAUUUGUUGGGUAUCAAAGAUAUUGCUGUUGUUUCUUUGGAUAAGGAAUAUGGAGCUUCAGUGACUGAUCCAGAAAUUUUUAAAAAAUUACCAGCUUAUUGGGAAAAUAAAUAUAAUGAAGAUAUGUUGAAAUUAAACGUUUUACCCCCAACAUUCACCACAAGAGUUUCUGAAUAUAUUCCAGAUAUUAUUGAAUAUGUUGAAAAAAUUAUAUCAAAUGGUUACGCAUAUAAAACAGAUGAUGGUUCAGUUUAUUUUGAUACAAUUAAAUAUGAAAAUUCAAAACAUGAUUAUGCAAAAUUACAACCAUGGAAUAAAGGUGAUAUGAGUUUGAUAAAUGAUGGAGAAGGAUCUUUGAGUAGUGGUACAUCAAAACGUAAUGCUAGUGAUUUCGCUCUUUGGAAAAGUUCAAAACCUGGUGAACCAUCUUGGCCCUCAAUUUGGGGAAAAGGUCGACCAGGGUGGCAUAUAGAAUGUUCAGUCAUGGCCUCUGAUUUAACUGGAAGUACUAUGGAUAUUCAUAGUGGUGGUAUUGAUUUAUGUUUCCCUCAUCAUGAUAACGAAUUAGCUCAAUCUGAAGCAUAUUUUGAUAAUAAUCAAUGGGUUAAUUAUUUUAUGCAUAAUGGUCAUUUACACAUAGAAGGACAAAAAAUGUCAAAAUCCCUAAAAAAUUUUAUUACAAUCGAAGAAGCUUUAAAGGAGUAUACACCAAAUCAAUUAAGAUUGGUGUUUUUACUAAAUCCAUGGGAAAAACCUUUGGAUUUUAAAGAUUCACUUAUAACUGAAGUUAAAACAGUUGAGUCUACAUUCAAUAAGUUUUUCACGAUUGUUCAUGCUUUACAAAAUGAAAAUAACAAUAAAGUACAAAAUGGAGAAUUUGUUUCCAAAAGAGUUACUGAUUCAGAAAAGCAGUUAUAUGAACAAUUGGAAAAUGCACAAGAUCAAAUUGAUGUUGCAUUUAAAGAUAAUCUUUCGAGUGGUUCCGCUAUUAAAGUGUUGAUAAAUUUAAUUGGUUCUGCUAAUAGCUAUAUACAAGCAGCUAAUACUGGUUCAAUUGAAUUAAAAAUUGAAGUUUUAUCACAAAUUGCUAAUUAUAUAACAAAAAUCUUAAAUAUCUUGGGUUUAGAAACAAAAGAUAAUACAAAAGAAAGUUCAAACGAUGUUGAUGUUGCAAUAAAAUUAUUAUCACAAUUCAGAGAUAAAAUACGAAAUUUUUCCAUCAAUAAAGCAGAUUCCAAUGAAUAUCUUAAAGCAUCAGAUGAACUUAGAAAUCAAUUGAUUAAUAUUGGAGUAUCAUUAGAUGAUAGACCAGAUGGUUCAGCAUUAAUAAAAUAUAUUAAUGAAACUGAAAAACAACAGUUAAUUGAACAACAAGAAACUAAAUUAAAACAACAAAAGGAAAAAGAAAAUAGAAAAAAACAAUUAGCAGAAAUUGAAGCAAAAAAGGAACAAGAAAAAUUAAACAAAAUGAAAACUCCUCCAUCAGAACUUUUUAAAAAUGAUAAAUUAUAUAAAGAAUAUGAUGAACAAGGUAUACCAACAAUUGAUGUUAAUGGAGAAGAAAUAAGUAAAAGUAUGAAAAAAAAAUUAAUGAAACAAUAUCAACAACAAGAAAAACUUCAUAAUGAAUAUUUAAAAAAAGUUGGAGAUGAAGAAAUAAAAAUGUAA